Molecule: messenger RNA, 1752 nt
Organism: Saccharomyces mikatae IFO 1815
Lineage: Eukaryota; Fungi; Ascomycota; Saccharomycetes; Saccharomycetales; Saccharomycetaceae
Gene: MMP1
Product: S-methylmethionine permease MMP1
Exons: 1
Coding region: 1-1752 (583 amino acids)
Biological process (GO): amino acid transmembrane transport
Cellular component (GO): membrane
Molecular function (GO): amino acid transmembrane transporter activity
Source: RefSeq, a predicted model, not a curated record
AUGGAUAAAAUUGAAUCGAACAAACUUUCGAAAGCGCAGUUUUCCACUAGCGUCAUAAGUACGACCUCCAAUGACGGAAACAAUCUUAUUCAUCGAUUUAAGAAUUCAUUCAAACGAAAUGAUUCAUCAGCCAUCCAAGAUGGUUUACUGUAUUCGGAACUUACAGAAGAAGAAAAAAUACAAUGGGAUUUAGCUAAUCAACCCUAUAAGAAAGUUUUAAGUCAAAGGCACUUGACGAUGAUAGCCAUUGGAGGUACCCUAGGGACAGGACUUUUUAUUGGUUUGGGGGAAUCGCUAGCGUCCGGUCCAGCUUCUUUGCUUAUUGGAUUUUUGCUGGUUGGAGCAUCGAUGCUCUGUGUUGUUCAGUGUGGAGCUGAGCUCUCCUGUCAGUAUCCUGUCUCUGGCUCGUACGCUCUGCAUGCCAGUAGAUUUAUAGACCCAUCAGUUGGCUUUAGUAUAGGGAUCAAUUACUUACUGAUGUGGCUCAUAUCUUAUCCUAGUGAAUUGGUAGGAUGCUCGCUUACCAUUUCUUAUUGGGCUCCCUCGGUGAACCCUGCUGCGUGGGUUGCAAUCGCUUUCGUCUUGAGUAUGCUAUUGAAUAUGUUUGGGGCAAGAGGUUUCGCAGAAUCGGAGUUUUAUAUGUCGAUCUUCAAGAUCGUCGCUCUUUUCAUCUUUAUAAUUAUUGGGAUUAUUCUAAUUGCAGGCGGUGGGCCUGAUUCCACUGGCUACAUCGGAACUAAAUACUGGCAUGAUCCGGGCUCCUUUGCUCCUCCAGUUUUCAAAAAUCUCUGUAAUACUUUCGUCUCGGCAGCAUACUCGUUUAGUGGCACAGAAAUGGUUGUUUUAACUAGUACGGAGGCCAGGAAUGUUUCUUCAGUGUCCCGGGCUGCUAAGGGCACCUUCUGGAGAAUUGUCAUAUUCUAUAUUGUUACUGUGAUUAUAAUUGGUUGUCUGGUUCCUUACAAUGAUAGCCGUCUGAUCAAUGGUUCAUCCAGCGAAGAUAUUACCGCUUCCCCCUUCGUUAUCGCAUUAAGCAACACUGGUACGAUGGGGAAAAGGGUUUCGCAUUUUAUGAAUGCUGUUAUCCUGAUAGCUGUGUUUUCUGUUUGCAACUCCUGUGUUUAUGCAUCGUCCAGGCUGAUUCAAGGUUUGGCCACAGCAGGCCAGCUUCCACGCAUCUGUGCUUAUAUGGACAGAAACGGCCGGCCCUUGGUUGGUAUGGCAAUAUGUGGCGCUUUUGGGCUGCUAGGCUUUUUGGUUGUUUCUAAGAACCAAGGCACUGUUUUUACAUGGUUGUUUGCAUUGUGUUCUAUAUCAUUUUUUACAACCUGGUUCUGUAUCUGCUUUUGUCAAGUAAGAUUCAGAAUGGCAAUGAAAGCUCAGGGGAGAUCGAAAGAUGAUAUUAUCUACAGAUCCUCGUUAGGAAUAUACGGAGGAAUCGUCGGUUGUAUUCUGAAUGUUUUAUUGGUGAUUGGGGAAAUAUAUGUGUCGGCCGCACCAGUAGGAAGUCCUAGUUCUGCCGCUAAUUUCUUUGAGUAUUGUAUGAGUAUUCCAAUAAUGAUUGCUGUAUAUAUUGGGCAUAGAAUUUACCGCAAAGAUUGGAGGCAUUGGUACAUCAAGCGGAGAGAUAUUGACCUUGAUAGCGGGCACUCUCUAGAGGAUUUUGAAGCUACCAAACUUGAAAGGGAUCAUGAUAAAAGAUAUGUUGCUUCUAGACCACUUUACUAUAGGAUUUAUCGGUUUUUCUGUUAA